GAGCAAAAAAGUCACAGAAACGAGUGAACUGUCAAGACGUUAUACUUUUGUUGAGAGAAUGUAGAAACAUUGAUUUUACACGUUUUAACGUUGUUUUUCUGAGAUUAUUUACUUUGUUUAUGAAGUUUUAAACUAAAAGCCGUAAAACUGUCCUAAGAUGGCAGGAACGGCACAAAAUGAGUUAUCGAUCUCCGAGUUAAAGGCGGAGAUCGAGAGGCUGAGUCGUGAACUUGACCAAGCUAGCAGCGAGAAGAUACAGUCGGCACAGCUCGGCCUGGUGCUUCUAGAGGAGAAGAGUUCCCUGCAGCUACGAUGCGACGAGCUAGAAAGUUUAUACGAGAACACAAAGCACGAAUUGGAGAUCACGCAGGAGGCUUUAAUGAAACUUGACACAACUCAAAAAGUGACAACACAAAGUGGAAUAGAACAGGAAAAUGCUCUCCUUAACGAAUCAGCGGCUAUGGAAAGUUCACUAACAUUACAAAUUAUCGAACUUGAAGGUGAAUCAAAACAGCUACGGCACGAAUUAGAUCGGGUGAUCAGCGAACGUGACCGUCUACUCGCAGAAAGUUCGGAGCUGGGUGCUGACAAGGCGACGCGUGAGUCGGAGCGAGCCGCUCUACGUGCGGAGCUUAGAGAAGCAAGGCAGCGGGAACAACGUCUUCUACUGGACAUUGGGGACUUGGAGGACGAGAAUAUUUCGUUGCAGAAGCAGGUGUCUGCGUUGCGGUCUUCUCAGGUAGAAUUCGAAGGCCUUAAACAUGAAGUGCGACAACUGCGAGAGGAGGCAGAAAUUGCGCGUGCAGCUGCCGACGAGACGGCAGCACUACGACGUAUCGCCGAGCGACAGCUGGCGGAAGCGCUGGAAGCGCUGCAGGCGGAGCGGGAGGCUAAGUUCGCCGCGAAGAAGGAACUAGACGCGCACAUUAGCAGAGAAGCGCAGUUCAACAUCACCAAUCUGGCGUACAGUAUACGAGGUAUGCCGGAGGAGGGCGCGGACGAGGAGGGCGAGGCGGGCGCGUCGGGCGCGGCGGAGCUGGCGGGCGACCACCACGCGGACCUGUUCUCCGAGGUGCACCUGCACGAGAUCUCGCGCCUCGAGAAGCAGCUCGAGCAGGCGCACAACGAAAAUUCUCAGCUUUCGACUUCACUGCGCGCAGCGCAAGCGACGGCGGAAAGCGAGAGCGCUGCGGCGGGUGCGCUGCGCGCCGGAGUCACGCGCGUGACGUCGCGCGUCGCCGCGCUGCACGCGCUGCACGAGGACUGCGCGCCGCUGGCGGAGGGCAGCGUGGCGGCCCGCGCGGCCAAGUGCCUGACGUGGUGGCGCGUGUCGGGCGGCGAGCUGGGCGCGCUGCUGACGGCGCUGCGCGAGCUGGACGCGCCGCCGGACGGCUCGCCCGCCGCGCUGCAGCGCGCGCAGCUGGCGCAGCUCAGCGACCGCGCGGCCGACGCCGAGCUGCGCUGCGCCGCGCUGCAGGCCGACGCGGACCUGCUGCGUACCCUCGCUGGAGGAGCGGGACGCGCGCUGUCUUCGGCGGCGCCGGCUCUGGCCCAGGCGGCGGAGACGCUGGCGGCGCUGUACCACCACGUGUGCGCCGUGAACGGCACGCAGCCGGAGCGCGUGCUGCUGGAGCACGCGGGCGCAGCGGAGGGCGCGGGCGGCGUGCGCAUGGAGGACGACGCGCUGGCGCUGGCGGCCGGCGAGCUGGAGGGGCUGCGCGCCGCCGGGCUCGUGGCGCGCUCCGCCGACACGCUGCUGGACCAGCUCACGCACCUGCGCGCCGCGCUCGACACCGCGCUCGACUCGCGCCACAGACACCAGCCCGUGAUGGAGGCGGAGGAGCGCGGCGCCGAGCUGGCCGAGCUACAGGAGCAGGUGAUCAAGCUCAAGUCGCUGCUGUCCACCAAGCGCGAGCAAAUCGCAACGCUGCGCACCGUGCUCAAGUCCAACAAGAACACAGCCGAAGUGGCGCUCGCCAACCUCAAGUCCAAGUACGAGACCGAGAAGACUAUCGUCACCGAGACCAUGCUCAAACUGCGCAACGAGCUGCGGCUGCUCAAGGAGGACGCCGCCACCUUCUCCAGUUUACGCGCUAUGUUCGCGGCGAGGUGCGAGGAGUACGUCACGCAGGUGGAUGAGCUCACGCAGGCGCUGUCCAGCGCCGAGGAGGAGAAGAAGACGCUCAACCAGCUGCUGCGCCUCGCCGUGCAGCAGAAGCUCUCGCUCACGCAGCGCCUCGAGGAGCUGGAGGUGGACCGCGAGAUGCGCACGCGGCGCGUGCCCAAGGCCGGCGGCGCGCGCGCGCGCGGGCGCGACUUCUAG
Melitaea cinxia (Glanville fritillary) is the source of this 2323-nucleotide messenger RNA. It is a transcript of the gene BicD, whose product is annotated as protein bicaudal D. The coding region runs from base 158 to 2323 and encodes 721 amino acids. Gene Ontology annotation, biological process: regulation of microtubule cytoskeleton organization; protein localization to organelle; microtubule anchoring at microtubule organizing center. Gene Ontology annotation, molecular function: cytoskeletal adaptor activity; dynein complex binding; dynactin binding. Gene Ontology annotation, cellular component: Golgi apparatus; cytosol. The record is from RefSeq and is a predicted model, not a curated record. The transcript is spliced from 11 exons. Lineage: Eukaryota; Metazoa; Arthropoda; Insecta; Lepidoptera; Nymphalidae.